Molecule: messenger RNA, 360 nt
Organism: Penicillium atrosanguineum
Lineage: Eukaryota; Fungi; Ascomycota; Eurotiomycetes; Eurotiales; Aspergillaceae
Exons: 1
Coding region: 1-360 (119 amino acids)
Source: RefSeq, a predicted model, not a curated record
AUGAUACUUCUCGGGUCCAUCUUUAAGUGUGUCUUUGGCACACUCAUUGAGAAGCCGCUGCCUCCGGCAUCCCCACAAUCCCCCGAAUCUGUGGCUUCCCAUAUUGUCACCAAGAUUCUCAAUGCCGACGACCCUUCCUUGCUUUACAAACAACUGAAUGAAGAGAUCUCUGUCAAUGCCUGGUCCGACGCCAUAGCUCGAGCUACACUUCACAGUUUAGAGAGUGCAAUCAGAGCUAGCGUGGAAAUGGCGCGAGCUGCGACCGACGCUGCGAACCAAAGUAAAGAUGCUGCUGUUAGCUUUGGAACGGAUCACCCCGUUUACUCUACUCUCAUUGCAAUGGGUAUCUUGGCCUGCUGA